AUGGAUUCUGACCAACAACAGAAUAAUGAAAAAAUUGGAGAAGAGACUCUUUCAAAAAAAGACGAGAAUGACUUAUUAAUUAUGCAGGACAUUAAAUCUGGUGAUCAGAGCCUGCUUGAAUUAUCAUCCUUGAUACAAGGAGUUCUGCAACAAACACAGGAUCGUUUUCAACGGAUGUCUGAUCAAAUUAUAGGUCGAAUAGAUGACAUGACGAAACGUAUUGAUGAGCUGGAGAAGAAUAUAACUGAUCUGAUGACCCAAGCUGGUGUUGAACCAGAACUUUAA
Molecule: messenger RNA, 285 nt
Organism: Thelazia callipaeda (thelaziosis nematode)
Lineage: Eukaryota; Metazoa; Nematoda; Chromadorea; Rhabditida; Thelaziidae
Source: the annotation of a GenBank genome assembly